AUGUCUUCUCGACCGCACCGACUGUCGGCGGCGGUCGUUCAAAGAUGGCUUUUCGUCGUCACGAUCUUGGCGAUGGCAAUGCGACUGGUCGCCGCCUACUCGCUGUCGAAGUGGGUGCCACGGCCCGGCUGCCACAAACUUGCUUUCAAAAGAACGAUCAAAAUCAAUGGCUGCAAACCGUUCGACGUGCACCUGAACGGAUGCCGAGGCCACUGUCCUUCGUGGACCGUUCCGCCGUCGGUCAAACAGGCAGACGCCGAACAGACAACGGAUAACAAAUUCGUCACCUACGCGACUUGCUGCCGGAUGACCGAACACGAACUGGUACGAUAG
Soboliphyme baturini is the source of this 333-nucleotide messenger RNA. NCBI's taxonomy places the organism in Eukaryota, Metazoa, Nematoda, Enoplea, Dioctophymatida, Soboliphymatidae. The record is from the annotation of a GenBank genome assembly.